AGUUGAGAUUCCACUAAACAUGUUUCUUUGCAACUUCGUUUUUCAUUUAAACAUAAGUCAUGUACGUUAACGUAGGUAAAUACAUGUGGAUCUAGCUCAUUCAUUUUAAUAGCUGCAUAGGGUUCCAAAGAACGUAUGAACAAUAAUUUUCUAGGUAUUUCUCAUCUGAUGCAUUUUUUUUCCACUACAAACAAUGCUGCAACGAUGAUCCUUGCGCAAACAUCCUCAUGAAUUGAUGCUUUAAUUUCUAAGGGGUUCUUUCCCCGAAAUAUGAUUACUGGGUCAAAGGGUAUGCUACACACAGUUUACAUUUUUUUACAGUUUAACACUGAGAGAUGAUUUUCUCCAGAUUUUUUCGUUUCCUUCUCGGCGUUUGUUUGUUCCGGGCACUUUCACUUUUCGAGUUCCAAGGAGGAGGUAGCCCGCGACGCCGACCGCGGGAAACACGAGUUGCAACCAGCAUCCUAGUUAGCGUGGAUGCAGGUGGCACUCUGGGGACGAGGGGUUUAGUGGGGAGCACUACACAGCCAGAGGCCGAGGCCCGAGAUUCAGCACGACGCUGGGCAAGUGACGGCCCCUCCCCGGCCUUGGUUCUCUUCUGCGUAGUCUGUGACUCUUAAACAGUAGGCUCAGCCUGGGCCUUGAGCUGGUGACCUCAAAUCUCGGCCUUUGUUGGCUCCCCCAGGACCGUAGGCUGCGCCUCACUCCCGCUCUGCCCCACUACUUCUCCUCCGCGCGGCCCCACCUUGUCACAGGAGUUGGCUCAACAAGGCGAGAGAGAGUAAAGCAACCACCAUAAUGAAUCCCUCCCACAGCUCGGUCAUUUAUUACUUCUGUCCGGCUUUGGCUCGCUCCCGCCCUUUUGGCUCGGCUAUCGAGUGCUCCUGCCUGAACCUGGCAAGUAACCUCGGAGCGCGCCCGUUCGGCCUAUCACUUGCUUCUGCCUGCGCCGCUCUCCCGCAGGGGCUGCGGUGAAAGCACAGCGCUCCUUGGCUCGGCCAGCAACUUAUGCGCCCUUUACCUGGAGCAGUCGCUUCCGGUUCCGGUAGCAGCUAGUCACGCUCGGUCCCAGGCACAGAUGAUGGCAGGCAGCCGGCUGGAAACCGUAGGGAGCAUCUUCUCGCGGACUCGGGACCUGGUUCGGGCCGGGGUGCUGAAGGAGAAGCCCCUGUGGUUUGACGUAUAUAACGCCUUUCCCCCGCUGAGGGAACCCGUCUUCCAAAGGCCCCGAGUGCGAUAUGGCAAAGCCAAAGCUCCCAUCCAGGACAUCUGGUACCACGAGGAUCGGAUUAGAGCGAAGUUUUAUUCAGUGUAUGGGUCUGGUCAAAGAGCUUUUGAUCUAUUCAAUCCAAACUUCAAGUCUACCUGUCAACGGUUUGUGGAGAAGUACACUGAACUACAGAAACUUGGAGAAACAGAUGAAGAGAAGUUAUUUGUGGAAACAGGGAAGGCUUUAUUGGCAGAAGGUGUCAUUUUAAGACGAGUAGGCGAAGCAAGGACUCAACACGAAGGUAGUCACGUUUCCCGGAAAUCCGAACACUUGAGUGUCAGACCACAGACUGCGUUGGAAGAAAACGAGACUCAGAAAGAAGUUCCACAGGACCAGCAUUUGGAGGCACCUGCAGACCAGUCGAAAAGUCUCUCGCCUCCCUGAAGGACCUGUAUACUGUGUAUGCUGGCAUUCACACUCUGCUCACUGGCUGAAUGUUGAGCUAUUUUUAAACAGUUGAACUGUGUAAAUGUUUCUUGAUCUCUAAGGUAUUAUGUUUGCCUUCUCUUAGUUAUUUCUAGGUUGUCAUAAAGCUCAGUAUCAUGGUUUGACAGAAGCAGUUAUGUGAACUUUUAUGUUAGGACAUUACUAAAUAAAGAAUUCCCUAGCUGCUUAUAAAGUAAAUUUACUUUGAAUUGUAAAUAACAUGGAGAAACCUUUAUAAAGAUUGUUCAAAUGGGACUCAAUCUGACUAGGCUUGCUUUGAUGUUUGUUAGUGUGUAGGCUGGCUACAUCUGAUUCCCGGGUACAUAUUUCUUCUGAUCCAUCAGACUUCUACACAUAUACAUGGCAUGGAACCUUGGCUAGCUGCUUUUGUCUGCAGAGAAUCUUUGUACUUCUUGCUAUGGAACGAUUGUCUCUCCACUUCAGAGGCCAAGCUGACUUGCGCUUUGUGGUAAGAGUGAGGACCUGUCAUUGCUGAUGCACAAAGGCCAAAACUGUAACUUUAAUGUCAUGGAUUGAGUGUGCUGGAGACAGUUAACAUAGGCCUGCACAGACUAGGCUGUUCAGUAAAUACUUGUUGAAUGAACGAGUGAACAAAUGGUUAUAUCCAGCUAAAGACUGGAUUCAUAUGGUGUAGAUAACAGGAUUGCCAAGAAAGGAGGCAACUAAUUUAGGUGAUGCUCUCCACCAGCAUCCACCUGCCUCCCUGGGGCCAAAGUGUGCCUACAAGUCCGUAUCAGCUGCCCUGCCUUCCACAUUUCCCCAGGUUUUACUAAAUACAUGAAAUAUCCCUCUGAGAUUGCAGCCUUUGUAUAUGUGGUCAAGCCAGUGGUUUUCAGCUCUUAGUAGUAAGCUGCUUCAGAAAUUCCCUAUUUUGAAACUCAUGUAGAUUUUCUACCCAGUGGUUCUUUGUGUAUGGUCUCAUCUGUCCUGGUACACUGUGAGGCAGGUCCACACCUCACAGUCUGUACGUGGUACACAUCCAUGCACGUGGGUGCUUGGUUCAUGCAGGUGAAUGAAUACAUGAGGCAAAAGCAGCUCUCAGCUGUGCUGCUUCCCCCUCGACCUUUAUCACUGUUUCACAAUUGCUUGCAUUUGGAGAAUGCUUUACUUUUCGGUAGGGAAGUAUAUUUCAUCCAUUCAAAGACAUUACACAACCAUUGAGACCAAACAUCGGGCCAGACCUUGGGAAGAGGACUUAAAAAGCAGGUGACAGACACAGUCUGCUCUCAGAGGAACAAUUGAGGGGUCACUCAUCUCUUUAAACCUUAGGUUUCUGGGUUUCUAAGGGCAGGUUUUUUUUUUUGCCACAAUGAUGAAGACUUGAAAAAAUGUUUUUUUCCUUCAUGUCAGGAUUGAUGUCCCAUUUUUGUUUGUUUUCCUCCUCUGUAGAUUUUUAAAUUUUAUUUAUUUAUUUUUUUUUUUGUGAUGGAGUAUCACUCUGUUUCCCAGGCUGGAGUACAAUGGAGCCAUCUUGGCCCACUGCAACCUCCACCUCCCAGGUUCAAGCAGUUCUCCUGCCUCAGCCCCCUGAGUAGCUGGGAUUACAGGUGUAUGCCAUGACGCCCAGCUAAUUUUUGUAUUUUUAGUAGAGACAGGGUUUUACCAUGUUGCCCAGGCUGAUCUCAAACUGCUGGCCUCAAGUGAUGCACCUGCCUCAGCCUCCCAAAAUGCUGGGAUUACAGGUGUGAGCCACCAUGCCUGGCCUUAAUUUUUUUUUAAAUUUUAUCUUAGGAGAUGGGGGUCUCACUGUGUCACCCAGGCUGGGUGCAGUGGUGCAUAGCCUGCUGCAGUCUUACCUCCUGGGCUGAGGCCAUCCUGGCUCACCUCCCAAAUAGCUAGGACUACAGGCAUGUGCCACCACGCCUGGCUCUUUAACUUUUUUUUUUUUUUUUGUAGAGAUGGAGUCUUGCUAUGUUGCCCAGGCUGGCCUGGUCUCAAACUCCUGGCCUCAAGUGAUCCUCCUGCCUCAGCCACCCAAAGUGCUGGGAUUACAGGCCUGAGCCACUGUACUGGGGCCGAGGACUUUUAAAGAAGUUAUUUGUUGCAUAAUUCUUUAAAAAAAAUUAUACAUGCACAUGGUUCAAAACUUAAUAGCAAAAAGCUAGUCUCCCACCGCUGUUCCCCAGCCACCCAUUUUCCCUUCCCUGAGGCCACCACUCUCACCAUUUCCUUGUGUGCUCUUCUGGAAAUAUUUUGGGCAUGGAUGGGACACUAUGCAUACCAUUCUGUACCUUGCUUUUCUAGUUAAUACGUCUCAGAGAUCCACUGUGGUUUAAUCAGUGCCCGAUUGAAGAAAAUGUUCUUUGUUUUACUGUGUUGCAAAUAGGCUGCUAGAGUUAUGGGAUGCCGGAUCAAGGAGUAGAUCAUUUUGAGUUUUGAUAUCUUCGUCCAUAGAAAUUGUGCUUAACUAUACUCUCAUAGCAGUGUAUGAAAAUGCGUUCCCCCACACAUUCUGAUCUCGUUAAACCAGACUGGGACUGGGACUCUGGACCAGAAGGGAAAGACCAUCCCUGUAUAGCAAAUUUCUGGAUGGGGAAAAAGCUGCUGUCACUCAUUGACUUCUUUAGGUUGAGUCUUAGUGAUCAAAGCAUAGUGAAAGAUGUGAAGCUUACUUUGGAAACUCAGAACUAUUUCCACAGUUUGGGCAAAAGCUGUCAUCAGAUCCCCAUCACGUUUUGGAGAGAAUGGAAGCAUGACCACAUUCUUGGCUUUAAAGAGCUUAAAAUCAGGCUGGGCUCCAUGGCUCACGCCUGUAAUCCCAGCACUUUGGGAGGCCAAGGUGGGUGGAUCACCUGAGGUCAGGAGUUCGAGACCAGCCUGGCCAACAUAGUGAAACCCUCAUCUUUACUAAAAAUACAAAACAAUUAGCUGGGUGUGGGGGUGUGUGCCUGUAAUACCAGCUACCCGGGAGGCUGAGGCAGGAGAAUCGCUGGAACCCAGGAGGCAGAGGCUGCAGUUGAGCCGAGAUUGUGCCACUGCACUCCAGCUUGGGGGAAGAGCAAGACCCUGUCUCAAAAAAAAAAAAAAAAGCUUAAAAUCGAGUUGGGUCUACAAGAGUGACUUGUGAAACAGCAAGAUGAACAGGAAUCCUUUUAAACUCUGAUAUAAAAGUACAGUAGAGGUUCAGGGGCAAGGAAUCAGUUCUGGAUUUGUCUAGGAGUACUGCGUGAGAGCCUGGAAAGGCAGUGGGAUGGACAUGUACAUGCAGUUUCUUUGGCCAGGAACACCCUCCCUUCUGCCAUGGUCUGUAGGAAUUGAACCUUCCGUGCCCUUUUCAAAUGCUGUCUGUGCUCAGAAACUACAUCAUAUCAAGUCCCUUACUGAGCCCCCUACAGAUUGUGUUCAUAAGGUGCUUCACUGCUCUUGGUCUACCUGGCCUACUGUUUGUACUCCUGCCUCAUUUACUGUGGCCUUCAUAAGAAUAUAGGGUGGGCGUGGUGGCUCAUGUCAUCCCAGCACUUUGGCAAGCCAAGAUGGGUAGAUCACCUGAAGUCAGGAGUUUGAGACCAGCCUGGGCAACAUGAUGAAACCCUGUCUCUACUAAAAAUACAAAAGUUAGCCGGGUGUGGUGGCAGCCUCCUGUAAUCCCAACUACUCGGCAGGCUGAGGCAGGAGAAUCGCUUGAACGCAGGAGGUGGAGGUUACAGUGAGCUGAGAUCAUGCUACAGCACCCCAGCCUGGGCGACAGAGGAGAUGCCGUCUCAAAAAAAAAAAAGGUAGUAUAAAGGAGAGCAGAAAUUCUUAUCUUUUAAUCCAUUGAAACAUUAAACAGCCUUUCAGGAGCAGACCCUCCUACGGGUUUGCGGAAUCCAAGGCGAGGAAGGCAUAUAUCCAGGUUACAGUGAAGUUUGCACCAGACAAGUAAUGGAGAUUUGGGUUCUAGAUCUGGAUACUCCAGGCAGUUUUUACUGUCUGACCCUGUGCCUCUCACAGUCAGCCUGUAAAAUGUGGACAAUGUUUGCCUUUUCUAGUCACCUCAGUGACUAGAAAACAGCAGCAUCACUAACACCCACUUGGUGACGUGGAACUGGUGCUGUCCGGGGAGAGAGCUUCAGUUGUCAACCUACCAAGUUGAAGGUGAUGGUGCUAUGUCCAAGUGGCAGACAGAGAUAAGGGAUAGGUGUCUACAGGAGCAAGAUUUGGAGCCAGGAGAAGAAAUGAGCGCUCCAAGGGUAGUGGAGAGAGACCCAGGAUGUUGGGGGCUGGCAGGUAAAUGCUUUAAGUGAUAGAAUAGGAGGAAUGAGAAAGCCAGCAAAAGAAAUUAACGUCCCACGUCUUCCAUCAUCUAUAUGUCCAGACUUGUUUAAGUGGUCCCGGAUUCACCACAUUUUAUAGAGCUCUGCCUCUGUCUUUAUUGGGUAGGCCUGAUUUUUGAUGAUGUCCUUAAAAGGCUAGCCUGAUUCUUCUUGUAGUUUUGUAGAACACUUUGUAUCGAGAGUUCUCUGAUAAUGAAAGUGGUAUUACAGAAUAAUCUGCCCCCGAAGGAUUCCUGAUUUUGUUAAAGUGAUGCCUUUCUCUGUAAAUAAAUGAUGGCGUGCCACUUAAAAA
Molecule: messenger RNA, 6265 nt
Organism: Symphalangus syndactylus (siamang)
Lineage: Eukaryota; Metazoa; Chordata; Mammalia; Primates; Hylobatidae
Gene: MRPS23
Product: mitochondrial ribosomal protein S23
Biological process (GO): translation
Cellular component (GO): mitochondrion; ribosome
Molecular function (GO): structural constituent of ribosome
Source: RefSeq, a predicted model, not a curated record